This is a messenger RNA of Sceloporus undulatus (fence lizard), 1321 nucleotides long. RefSeq names its product zinc finger and SCAN domain-containing protein 23-like. Bases 270 to 1208 code for a protein of 312 amino acids. The transcript has 3 exons. NCBI's taxonomy places the organism in Eukaryota, Metazoa, Chordata, Lepidosauria, Squamata, Phrynosomatidae. The record is from RefSeq and is a predicted model, not a curated record.
UCCUAGAGAGGAGGCUGGAGUGGAAGCCAAGGGGGGAAGGUUGCAUGCACACUGUCAAAAACAGGGGAGGCUUUUGUUCUUGUUUAACUUCAGGGAAGAAGGAGGGAAGGGGUCUGGCCUUGGUAAUUUUCUCUCUUUGCUUGCAUCCAAGAGAAAGAAAGGAAGAAGGGGAAAGACAAAAAGUGCAAAAGAACAAAGCUUGGCACAUCUUUCUGAUCCAAGUUGUAGUCAAUUCUUCUAGAAUUUUCUAGCAGGUGAUACUGCAAAGAAUGAAAAUGGAAGCGGAAGAGCCUAGGAGCACAGGUGAGGCAUUGGAAAGCACAAGAAAACCCCCACACAUCCACCUGGACACAACAGGUUUCAACCCCAACAUGGACUCUGAUGCAAUGGGUUGUGAUGAAGUGGGAAUCCCCCUCUCAAGGAUAACUCCAACUCAGGUGAAGGAAGAGCCCCAAAAAGGAUUUAUGGCCAAGCACUGGGAAUCCCAAUGGCAGACGUUCCUGAAGACGGUGGAGUCUCCUCAAUCACAAUGGCUAAGCCCACCACUGUCAAUAGAAACCACCCCAUGGGAUGACGCUCAGGCCUUCCUCAUCUCCUUUGAACAAGUGGCCAAGGCCUGUCGUUGGCCGAAAGAAGAGUGGGCAGCCCAGCUCCUGCCAGCCUUCAGUGGGGAUGCUGAACAGGCCUUUCUGGACCUGGAGAUCAGAAACAGAGAGGAUUAUGGGAGUGUCAAGGAGGCCAUCUUGAGAAGGGACGCCAUGAUCCAGGAGAAGCACCGUCAAAACUUCAGGGGGUUUUGCUACCCAGAAGCCAAAGGACUGAAAGAUGGUUACAGACAGCUUCAUGAACUUUGUCAUCAGUGGCUGAAGGUUGAGAAACACUCCAAGGAGGAGAUCCUGGAGCUGCUGGUUCUGGAGCAGUUCCUGACCAUCUUGCCCUUGGAGAUGCAAAAGUGGGUUAUGGAGCAUUACCCAGAGUCCUGUCCCCAGGCGGUGGCCCUGGCUGAGGGUUUCCUGCAAAAGCAGCAAGAGGCUGAGAAGGAGGAAGAACAGGUGCCACAAGCAGUAGCGGCAGCUGUGAUUUCCUCAGAGGCAAACUGGACUGUGAUGGGUGAACAAAAGCAGCUGUCUACCAGAAUUAAGGAGGAAACAAAUGAUGAACAGACCAACCUGUUUGGUAAGAUGCAAUGUGAAAUUGUGUGUGCUUGAGUGCUUAGAAAGUUUAAACGCAGGGUAGAGAGACUUUAAACCAGGGAUAUGUAACCUCUGUCUCAUGGACCAGACAUAAUCUCUGAAAGAGUCUUUUCUGACUUACUACAAAA